Molecule: messenger RNA, 918 nt
Organism: Symbiodinium natans
Lineage: Eukaryota; Dinophyceae; Suessiales; Symbiodiniaceae
Source: the annotation of a GenBank genome assembly
AUGGCUAAAGUGCGCGAGCUGGGCGCGCACCUCACCAAGCUGCAGGUGCUGUGGCUCGGGCGAUGUGGUCUCCAAGAUCUGGAUGGCCUUCCCCUUUUGGAGGGCCUGCGUGAGCUGUACCUGCCCUUCAAUGACGUGGUUGACGUCACAUGGCCGAAGUGGUUGGACCACUUGCAGGUCUUGGACUUGGAGGGCAACGCUGUUGCAGAGCCGGAAGACUUGGCCGAGCUGACCAAGUGCUUCGGACUUCGAGAUCUUACAGUACGUGGCAACCCUGCCACUUUUCUGCCGGGCUUCUCACGGCGCGCCUUCUUCCAGCAGAUGCCGCAGUUAGAGUCCCUGGAUGAUCUUCCGAACUUUUCCGACCUUCCCGUGCCAGCUGAUCCGCCCAUGCCAGCUGAUCCUUCCCUGGAUGACGUGGAGUGCUCCAGCGACUGGGAAGGGCGCUUUCUGGACAGCUACCUGGGCUGCGACCUGGACCUGUACAUGGACCUCUACCUAUGCCACGAAGACUCUGGAGAGCGCGAGGAGGGCUCGUGGCGCCAGCUUCUGCACCCAGUGGCGAUCCGCCCGCGCCUUGCCGACACGGAGCGCUUUUCCGAGGAGCCCAGCGAGGAGGCGCUGAUCCUCGAGCGUUUGAAAGCUGCCCCGCGAGGAGCUGCGUUGCCCCAACCUUCCUUGUCCAUCGCACCCCCGCCCUGCUCGGAACAGGUCACUUCGUCUGCUGAGGGCUUCCUCCUCAGGCCACCAGCGCGGGUGGCCGAAGGAGGGAGUGUCCUCACGCGCGGUGGGGCCAUGGCCGGCGCUCCCCUGGCAGCGCUGCGGCAGCGGCGAGGCCUCCACGGCGGCUCUGAGGCAUCCGAGGCCGCCCUCUUGGCGGACUUGGACAUCCGAGAGCUCCUACGACGCUACAGCUGA